Messenger RNA from Wasmannia auropunctata (little fire ant), 1323 nucleotides. RefSeq lists its product as uncharacterized. The coding region runs from base 30 to 1235 and encodes 401 amino acids. The record is from RefSeq and is a predicted model, not a curated record. The transcript is spliced from 9 exons. Gene Ontology annotation, cellular component: plasma membrane. Lineage: Eukaryota; Metazoa; Arthropoda; Insecta; Hymenoptera; Formicidae. Gene Ontology annotation, biological process: sensory perception of smell; detection of chemical stimulus involved in sensory perception of smell. Gene Ontology annotation, molecular function: olfactory receptor activity; odorant binding.
UUGAUACAGCAAUCUUCUUAUUCCAAAAAAUGAUCGACGAGAAAGACGUUGGGCAAAACCGACACAGCGUUCUCAGAUUAUACCUGACUAUUGCAGGAUUGUGGCCUUAUCACAGACUUCGCAAUAGAUGUAUUUGCUUCGUGACGUUGUUUGUACUCAGCUUUAGUAUUCUGAUACCUCAGAUACUUUAUUUACUAAUCGGCCCGAUCACUCUCGAUGACAUAUUUGAGUGUGUGCCAUCAGCAAUCAUCAGUUUAAUAUUCAGCUUUAAAAUAAUGGUUAUAAUGUUAAAUAGCGAAAAAGUAAAGAUUUGUUUUAACAUGAUACAAAAGGACUGGCUGUCACUGAAUACAGAUGGAGAAAAGAUUAUUUUACAACGACAUACUAAGUAUGGACAGUACCUAGCAACAUUUUAUGCAGUUUUCAUGCACUCGACGGCAUGCCUUUUCGUGCUUAAACCAGUUAUGCUGACCUUGAUGGUGAAUGACAUCCUCAAUGUGACAAAAUCUUCCAUACCAUUCGCAUCGAGAUUACCCUUUCACGUGGAAUACGGCGAGAGAAUCAAUCAGUACGUAUAUCCGAUAGCGGUGCAUUGUUACACGGCCGUGUUCGCUCACUCCUUCGCCACAAUCGCGGUCGACGGCUUGUAUUACACUUUGAUUCAACAUGCUUGUGGAAUGUUCUCAAUUAUCGGAAACGUACUGGAGAAUACUGGCAAAAAUAAUGCGAGCGAUUUUGACGCAAAACCCGACAAGGCAAAAGACGACAAUUAUAACAGAACUUUACAAUGUUUACGUAGACAUCUCGUUGUGAUAGAAUUUACGGAACACAUUGAAUCUUUGUUUACGGAGAUAUUUCUUUUAAAUCUUAAUUUAAACAUGGUCGGUGGCAGUUUAGCCGGGAUACAAGUGUUGAUGAAUUUAAACAAAGGUAUAAAUGACAUCGCCGGGCCCGUAACUAUCUAUAUCGCGCAACUGAUUCAUUUAUUUCUUCAUUUCUGGCAAGCUCAAUUUCUACUGGACUACAGCGUCGUUCCGUACGAAUCUAUCUGCAAGGCGAAUUGGUAUUACACUUCGCAAAGAUGUCGAAAACUUCUUCUACUAAUGAUGUGCAGAACGAUAACGCCAUGCAAAAUAACGGCUGGUAAAUUAGUGAUUUUAUCCAUCGACACCUUCGCCACGGUUGUGAAAACUUCUCUGUCUUAUCUCACCGUAUUCCGUUCCAUCCAGGAUUGAUUUAGCACAUCUGUGUAUUUAGUCGAAACCCCCUAAAUUAAAACACUGUUCUCUCUAAUGCAAUAAAAAUCCAAUGUAUUAUUAGUAA